AAGAAAAAAGAAGAAGAAGCGCCAGCUCCAUUGCCAUUCAACUCAAAAUGGCGAACUUCGAUCGCAACAGGAGAGACCACCGCGACGACAGAGGGCCGCUGGAGGAGGGAGGCAGAGUGAAAACUAAGCCUGUCUCUUGUAGCACGGUGGGCGGAGGAGCGAGCAAACUCAAACGCACAUCCCAGCAUCUUUCAUCCGAAGAUGAGGACGAAAGCCGGUCAGACCCACCAGCGCCCCUGAAAGCCUCCAAAAUAGGCUUCGGCAUGAGCAGCCACACCGGGAAAAAGGCCAAUCCCAUUUCUAUCAAGCUUGGCGCAAGUAAACCCAAAGAGCCGGUACCAACAGCCCCUCCUAAAAAGCUUGGACUGGCAUCUGUUUUCAAUGAGGAUGAUGAUAGCGAGCCUGAGGAGAUGCCCCCAGAGGCGAAGAUGAGGAUGAAGAACAUUGGCAGGGAGACGCCGACGUCGGCUGGACCUAAUUCCUUCAACAAGGGCAAGCAGGGCUUCUCUGAUAAUCAAAAACUUUGGGAGAGGAAGCUGAAGGCACAAAGUGACAAAUAGUGAAACAAAACCUUUUCUCUCCAAUCAUGGCUUUUUUUUUUUUUCCUUUUUUUUUUUUAAAGUUAUGGUGAAACCACACCUUAGCGCUCUGCAAUGGCUUACAUUGCGGAUGCGCUACAAAGCAUACUUUAAGCCUUUUAGGAUUCUCAGUUUAUGACCUCGCAGCUGUUGUGCUGAGCAAUGAGAAACACGGCAACUUGCUGCACGUCAUAUCUAACGGCCAAUAAGAAAAGCUCACUGAUCCCUUUUCUUCCUGCUUCUCCGUACGUGUAGCUAGUGAGGUGUACUUUGGAGAUAUUUUGUGUAUAAAUGUAUAUAGAAGUGUGGUUGUUACGUUUAAUUUUUUUAAAUUUUUUGGCUUGUUUUUAUCCUUAGUAGGGAUGUGUCAGAGUGGAACAUUUCUGGUACAUUUCCAUAGAAAGUUGAGCUGGGGAAAUUUGGGAAAUAUUCCAAAUAAUGAGUAUUAACCCAGUGAUGGUAGGAAAAACCUUGUCAACUGGGACACUUACUAGUCAAAGGACCCCGUACUUGUAUGAAAUUGGGUUAUUUUAGUCAGGAUUAUACCAAAAUAUACUUUCCCCGACCGUAAUUCCUUUUUAUUCCCACAAAUUCCCAUGGAAAGUUUCCAAGUUUACCAGAAUUUUGCAACCCUAAUCCAUAGCUACAUGUUAUGUUCUAGAGUGACUGUGAAAUAUUCCUUUGUUGCAUCUUUUUUUUUUUUUUUGCCAGCUGUGCUAGCUCCCCUAACAGCCCCCCCCCCAAAAAAAAUCCAAUCCCCCCGACACACGGCAGCCUCUGAUGUAUUUUAGCGGUUUAUUACUUAAUGAAAUUACACAUGAAGCGUCUCUUGUUUUAUUGGUCACCCGAAAACUCAAAUCGUAUUUUAAGUGUGGAAUCACGCAAAUAUCUGCUGCAGAAAUAACAUGAGAGUAGUAAGCCUAUUUCGACACAAAGGAGUACAAGGAAAGACAUGCUGUAAAUCCUGCCAAGGCUUACUGCUCACUGAGAUGAGGUGUUGAGAUCUUUUGUCUUCUUUCCUUUCAGUUCCCUUCAGCUCCUAAAUCAACAAUAUUAACAAUUUGUAUUUCAGAAUCGGUUACCUAAACUCUAUGACUGCUCACUAACAGAAUACAUUUUAAUGGACAGUCCAAUAAACAUUGUGGAAAAUG
Messenger RNA from Phycodurus eques (leafy seadragon), 1729 nucleotides. RefSeq names its product PEST proteolytic signal-containing nuclear protein-like. Lineage: Eukaryota; Metazoa; Chordata; Actinopteri; Syngnathiformes; Syngnathidae. Gene Ontology annotation, biological process: proteasome-mediated ubiquitin-dependent protein catabolic process; protein ubiquitination. Gene Ontology annotation, cellular component: nucleus. The record is from RefSeq and is a predicted model, not a curated record.